UUUUUAUUUGAAGUCAGUUUGUUGUGAUCUCUCAAAUGUACAACAUGCAAGUUUUGUUCUCUUUAAUUUUAAUAUUUUGCACGAUCUCUUCUGGGUUGGCGGCAGCAUAUUACGGUUACUUUGGAAAUUCCGAUAAUCCUGGAAAGUGUCUUAUAAAUGGUUUAAUUUUAUUACCUGGUGAGGUACAUUAUGAAGUAACACAAUGUGCAAAGGUCUCUUGUGGUGAGGAUGGUAUGGCAUAUUUUGUAAGCUGCGGCGUAUAUAAACCUCCCGGCGAUUGUGUACUAGGAGAUCCAAUAGAUCCUACUGGCCGCUAUCCGGACUGUUGUGCUCGCCGUCAUAUAUGCAACACUAUAUUGGGUGAUGAAUACUAACAUUUAUUUAAGUAUUUAAAUGAUUCAUAUUUCAAUCUGACUAAGAAAUAAAGUGGAUAUUUUGAAAUAAAUA
Molecule: messenger RNA, 447 nt
Organism: Calliphora vicina (urban bluebottle blowfly)
Lineage: Eukaryota; Metazoa; Arthropoda; Insecta; Diptera; Calliphoridae
Exons: 3
Coding region: 36-374 (112 amino acids)
Source: RefSeq, a predicted model, not a curated record